CUUCUAUAAAAGAUUCAAUCAUUUCAUGGAAAAUAUAGAACCCAAACUUAAAUAUCAAACAAUUAAGCCGAUUCUUUAUCUGGAUUUUCACAUUGAACUAGCUUUUUUAAUCAAAUGGAAAACCAGUUUUUUUUUAGUGCUCAAGGAAUCCCACCGCUCGGACCGCCAUUGGGCUUCGGGCAGUCCCUAUUUUCAGCCAUUAAAAUUCAAGCACCUGAGCUGAAUUCAUCGGAUUACGGUCUACAGGUCGAGUCGGCACUGAGUUCGAUGGUUUCUUCUCCGGCGGCAUCGGGUUUCAAUACCUCCAACGACAUAUUCAUGUUCGGGGAAUUUCUGGGCAAACAGGGGAGCAUCGAAAACUCCGGCGACAUCUCCCGGCACCCUUUAAUGGCGUCUUCUUCUUCUUACAUCAAUGGAAACAACAGCACCAACACUUCUUUUUACAGCACCCCGUUGAAUUCUCCUCCUAAAUUGAACUUGCCGGUGAUGGACGGUACGGUAACGGAGAAGCUUCCCGGUUUGGGAAAAUCGAUGGGGAUGAAUUCCAGUGUGGCGGAUUUCUCGGCCGAUCCUGGAUUUGCAGAGAGAGCGGCGAAAUUCUCUUGCUCCAGAAGCCGGAGUUUCAACGGCCGGACGAGUCAACUCGGACUCAAAAACAAUUAUAAUGAAAUCUCUGGUUACAGAUCUAAUAAUCCAUCGUCGUCAAAUGCCAAGCGACCUCGUGUUUCCAGUAGUCCUUCUCUAAAGGCAAUGGCGGCGUCUCAAAUUGGUUACAAGAGUAGUAAUACCCCAUUGCAGGAUCGAUCCGAGUUAGACAGUUCUCAAGAGGAAUCCUCCAUUACCAAUGGCGAUCCUGGUUUCAAAUCUUCGAAAAGGACGAAUUCAAGGAAAAGAAAAACAGUUCCCGAAGCAAAAACAAAUCAGAAUUCAACAUCUCCAUCGAAGACAACCGAACAAAACGAAGAAACAAAGGAGAAGCGAUGCAAGACUACAGAGAGCAACGGGAACCAAAAUGGUUCAGUCAAAACAGAGGAAGAAUCAAAAGGAAAUGCAAACACAAAACCUCCUGAGCCUCCCAAAGACUACAUUCACGUUAGAGCAAGAAGGGGCCAAGCCACUGACAGCCACAGUUUAGCCGAACGAGUCCGAAGAGAGAAAAUCAGUGAGAGAAUGAAGCUCCUGCAAAAUAUUGUUCCCGGUUGCAACAAGGUAACCGGAAAAGCCUUAAUGCUGGAUGAAAUCAUAAACUACGUUCAAUCAUUGCAGCGUCAAGUUGAGUUUCUUUCGAUGAAGUUAGCUUCAGUGAAUACCGGGGUGGAUUUUAACGUGGAUGGUUUAAUGCCAAAGGAUGUAUUUCAAUCAAACAACAAGUGUUUGACACAUCAAAUAUUCCCAAUGGAUUCCUCGGCAUCACCCAUAUUUGGACGCCCGACCCUGCCAAAUCCAGCACCGCAUGGGACAAUGACCCAAUCCUUAGGGGACCCAUUUCCCCCUCCGUACCUAACAUUCUGUGAGGGUGACCUGCAAUCCAUAGUAGAAAUGGGACCGGCCAAAAUCAAAGCAGGGCGGAGAAUUUCCGGGGCUCAGGCCAGAUGAAAGUUGAGCUCUAGCAGUAACCAUUCAUUCUCCAAACCAAGGACAAAAGGGCUGGUGUAUAUACAAGAAAUUUAAAAAUGGAGCAGGUGCAUGAGAACUACCACGAUGCUUAGGUUAAGAAAGGCAGGAUUCUUUGCUCUUUUUUACCUUUUUUUUACCUUUUAUCUUUUUGGGGUUUGUCCAUGAUUUUGUCUUCUUUCUAAUUUUAUCAUUUGUGGAGUAUUUUUCCUUGCCGAAUUAUCCGAUGUAAAAUUUGGUCAAGUCUGGUGCAAUCAUCUUAUUAGCAAAAAGCACCCACAUUUGUAAGAUAUAAU
Hibiscus syriacus is the source of this 1910-nucleotide messenger RNA. RefSeq names its product transcription factor bHLH62-like. Lineage: Eukaryota; Viridiplantae; Streptophyta; Magnoliopsida; Malvales; Malvaceae. The transcript has 8 exons. Gene Ontology annotation, cellular component: nucleus. Gene Ontology annotation, molecular function: protein dimerization activity; DNA-binding transcription factor activity. Gene Ontology annotation, biological process: regulation of DNA-templated transcription. The coding region runs from base 115 to 1596 and encodes 493 amino acids. The record is from RefSeq and is a predicted model, not a curated record.